Molecule: messenger RNA, 483 nt
Organism: Penicillium longicatenatum
Lineage: Eukaryota; Fungi; Ascomycota; Eurotiomycetes; Eurotiales; Aspergillaceae
Gene: cyn1
Product: putative cyanate hydratase
Exons: 3
Coding region: 1-483 (160 amino acids)
Molecular function (GO): cyanate hydratase activity; DNA binding
Source: RefSeq, a predicted model, not a curated record
AUGUCUCUCGCAACUUUGGAUACAUCGCAACACCCCAAUCUCCCCGCUUCAGCGGCCACCCUCUUCUCCGCCAAAGCAGCAAAACAGUUGAGCUUCGAGGCCAUCGCAACGCAUAUCGGCCGCAAUGAAGUGGCUGUUGCCGCCAUCUUCUAUGGUCAAGCCAAAGCAUCGAAGGAGGAUAUCGCGAAAUUGUCUGAAGUGCUUGACAUUCCCGAAGUCUUGCUAGAGGAACAGCUGAGUGGAUUCCCGGACCGCGGUCGAUCAGUUGAAAUGCCACCGAAGGAGCCUCUCAUCUAUAGGCUGUAUGAAAUUGUGCAAAACUAUGGGUAUGCAUACAAGGCAGUGCUGAACGAGAAGUUUGGCGAUGGAAUCAUGAGUGCCAUCUCGUUUUCGACGAAGGUGGAGAAGGAGACCGAUGCUGACGGCAACAAUUGGGCGGUGAUAACUCUACGCGGAAAAUGGUUACCAUUCUCCCGUUUUUGA